UGUCUAAUGCUGGAAUUUUACUGGCAAUGCAGCGUUGGGUGCUGUUGCUGAGCGUAGUCGGGCUGGUGACUACUGUGCCUACGCCCUUAGACCAGAUCACUCCGAGAGACGGCGAACGCUGCGGCUACGAUAGCUGUACCGACGCGGAGCCAGGCGUCCUGAACGUGCAUAUAGUUGCGCAUACGCAUGAUGACGUCGGCUGGCUAAAGACCCUCGACCAGUACUACUAUGGAAGUCGAAAUAAUAUUCAGAAGGCGUGCGUCAAGUGUAUCCUUAAUUCAGUCGUGAAAGAACUAUGGGAGGACCCCAAAAGGAAAUUCAUCUACGUGGAAACAGCGUUCUUCUGGAAGUGGUGGGUGGCGCAGCCCGAGUCCGUGAAGUCCCAGGUUCACACCCUGGUGAGGCAGGGGCGUCUGCAGUUCAUAGGGGGGGCUUGGAGCAUGAACGAUGAAGCGGCAACCCACUAUCAGAGCACUGUUGACCAGUUCACUUGGGGAUUACAAAAAUUAAACGAUACGUUCGGCGAGUGCGGGCGGCCGCGCGUCGGCUGGCAGAUCGACCCGUUCGGCCACUCACGGGAGUUCGCCGCCAACCUGGCGUCCAUGGGCUACGACGGGCUCUUCCUCGGUCGCAUCGACUACCAGGACAAGGCUCACCGGCUCAGGGAGCGGACCAUGGAGGUGCUGUGGCGAGGCAGCGACGAUCUUGGCAAGUCAUCCGACAUUUUCACCGGCGUGUUGUACAACACGUACUCGCCACCACCCGGUUUCUGUUUCGACGUGUUAUGCGACGAUGAGCCUAUAAUCGACGACGUCUCCUCGCCUAUGUACAAUGUCGACGCCAAGGUGGCAACUUUUCUCGAAAUAGCCGCGAAUAUGUCUAAAAGCUACCGGACCAACAACAUACUAGUGACGAUGGGGGAAGACUUCAACUAUUUGGACGCGUCGCUGUGGUUUGACAACCUCGACAAGCUUAUACAAUACGCGAACCUGAAAUCAGCGAAAGAGAAUCUGAACGUAAAGCUGUUCUACUCCACUCCUACCUGCUACCUGAAGGCAGUCAAGGAUGCCAACCCCAGCUUACCCAUCAAACAAGAUGAUUUCUUCCCGUAUGCGUCCGACUCGACCGCCUACUGGACUGGCUACUUCACCUCCCGCCCCACCACCAAGAGGAUGGAGAGAGAGACCAACAACUAUCUACAGGUAUCUCCCUCUAGCACGACUACUCGCGUCCGACUCGACCGCCUACUGGACUGGCUACUUCACCUCCCGCCCCACCACCAAGAGGAUGGAGAGAGAGACCAACAACUAUCUACAGCACGACUACUCGCGUCCGACUCGACCGCCUACUGGACUGGCUACUUCACCUCCCGCCCCACCACCAAGAGGAUGGAGAGAGAGACCAACAACUAUCUACAGACCUUCAAAAUGCUACAAGUUCUGACGGACCUGCCCCAAUCCAACAUGUUCAUUCUAAAUGAGCUUAAGAGUGCGAUGGGAAUGAUGCAGCAUCAUGACGCCAUCACGGGCACUGAGAAGCAACAUGUGACGCACGACUAUGAGCGCAUCGUGGCACGAGCGGUCGACGACGCUUACAUCAUCGGCAACCAGGCCCUCAACAAGCUGGUUAAGCCAGAAGCGACUCUAGUGUAUGAACGCUGCGAGUUCAACCAAUCCCAGUGCAGCGUCACCGAGCGCAGCCAAGCUUUUGUCGUGACUGUGUUUAACAAUCAGGUGAUGCCUAAAGACUCGUCAAAGAUAGACCUGCCCGUCAUCGGAGAAGGAUAUUCCGUUUACGACGAGACUGGUACCAACAUAGCCUGCGAAAUACAGAAACUGUCAUCAGAAUACUUCUCAAUGCCAACCAGAAAAUCCAACGCCACACACAACCUAUGCUUCUUCGCGAAAAACUUGCCCGGACUCGGCUAUAAAAACUUCUACGUGAAAAAAGAUACAAAAGAGAAAAGAGACACGAAGAAAAGAUACGAUUAUUAUUCAAAUAUAAAUGAUUAUUGGAAAGAUAUUAGAGAUAAUAUCGACGUUGAUAUAAAGAAUGUGGAAGCUGAAAUUGUGGGUAAACCAGAUACGAAUGUAUUCGAGAAGGUACCAGUUAGGGAUAAUUUGAAUUUUGAUAAGGUUCAUGAUUACGAUAGAGAUAUCAAUUGGGAUGUUUUGAAGGAUGGGGGCGAGAAUGAUGAGGAAGAGAUUCAGGGUAUACUUAAGGGAGCGAGCAAGAAGCUUGUUGAAGAUAUGGCGCGAGUCGGUAAAGACAGCAAGACUGUGUUUCCGGGGAUGAGCGACGAUGAGAUGCGGAUGCUGUCCGACGAUCCGCUGGUGGUUGAAGGCCCGCGGGACAUCGUGCUCGAAAACGACUACAUCAUCCUAGCCAUGAAUAAGGACAAUGGUUGGAUGAGCUAUACAUCCAAAACGGACGGCAGUACGCUCAACUACCUGCCCGUGCCUGGCUACUACAUCGGCUGCGAGGGGGAUAAUAAGGCACCAGCCAACCGCUCGUCGGGCGCCUACAUCUUCCGGCCCAACACGACCUCCCCAGACCUCCACACCUUCCACCACUUCGUCAUCACCAACGUCGUCCAAUCAGAGCUGCAGCAACUCCGCAUACACUACGACGAAUCCGUCUGUCUCACUGUCGGCUUAAAAGACGAUACUGUGUACUUUUCAACCAUCUUAAACAUAGAUUUAGGCAGAGAAUAUGUCCUUAGAUUCGAAACGGACUUGAAAACUGACGGCGCUUUUUAUACUGACUCCAAUGGCAGACAGAUGUUGAAACGAAUCAGAAACAGUCGCCCGCAAUGGAAUGUUACUCUGGCAGAACCGAUUCCUGGCAAUUAUUAUCCUAUAGUUAACGAGAUUUAUAUAGAAGAUGAAGAUUUGAGGGUAGUUGUGAAUGUGGACAGGGCUAGGGGUGGCGCGUCGCUUAAAGAUGGCUGGUUUGAAAUUAUGCAGCACCGGAGACUGACACAUGAUGAUGCAUUUGGUGUGGGUGAAGCGCUAAAUGAAACUGUUGGAGGCAAAGGUUUAUAUAGCGUUGACACUGUAAUGCUACAAGUCGUUCCUAAAACUAAAAAUAACUUGAUAAAUGCAGCUGAAAAAAGCCUACAAUUCUUCUCUGAGCCGCAGCUUUUUGUAGCUGAAGCACCUUUCGGUUUAGACAAAUUCAAAACUAUGAAAAACGUAUACAGUUUCCUAAAAACUGAUCUACCCAAAGGCGUUCAUUUGCUAACUUUGGAGCCGUGGAAAAAUAAGAUUUUGAUACGGUUGGAAAAUUAUCUAGAUAAAGAAUUGUCAUCUGAUUAUGUUUCUGUGGAUUUGACUAUUGUUUUUAACACAAUUGAGAUUAAAUCGAUAAAAGAAACUACUUUAGCGGCUAAUAUCUGGUUAGAAGAGUAUAAACAAUGGGAAUGGAAUACAGAUGAAGAGUUUUCUGAAAGUUUUAACAAAGAGUAUGGGGAUAAGGACGUGUAUAGAGCCAAAGAGCGUAAGAAGUAUGAUGAUGAUGGACUUAUUAUUAAACUAAGGGCCAAGGAAAUUAGGACGUUUGUGGCGGAGUAUAGUGUCAAAACUUAAUUUUAUAAUUGUUAUUAGUCAUGUUAAUGAAGAAUAAAGGUUUAAAAAAAAUCUU
Molecule: messenger RNA, 3642 nt
Organism: Cydia amplana
Lineage: Eukaryota; Metazoa; Arthropoda; Insecta; Lepidoptera; Tortricidae
Product: lysosomal alpha-mannosidase-like
Exons: 19
Coding region: 27-3587 (1186 amino acids)
Biological process (GO): mannose metabolic process
Cellular component (GO): lysosome
Molecular function (GO): carbohydrate binding; alpha-mannosidase activity
Source: RefSeq, a predicted model, not a curated record